Molecule: messenger RNA, 1180 nt
Organism: Camarhynchus parvulus
Lineage: Eukaryota; Metazoa; Chordata; Aves; Passeriformes; Thraupidae
Exons: 7
Coding region: 287-1138 (283 amino acids)
Source: RefSeq, a predicted model, not a curated record
CCCCACCCCGGGGCGGGGGGGCUGUCGUGGAGCUGGAGCGGGACAUUCCCCGUGGUGCCCUCCAGCGACAACCAGGGAGGUUGUCCCACCUCCUGCCCUCCGGUGACAGCCUCCCGGGAGGUCCCCAUUGUCGCGGUUACCAGGAGAUAGAGUCGCGUUCCCCGGGCACAUUCCACAGCUUCCGGGCCUGCUGGGAAGGCCCCGCACCUCCAGUGCAGCUCCAACCAUGGCGUAGGGCCGUACCUCGGGCCAUUCCCGGCUCCAGGGGCCUGUUCCCAGAGCCAAGAUGCCGUCCCUGCCGCAGGACUCGCCCGCCGCGGGAUUGGGGACGGGCUUCCCCAUGGUGAAGGGUGCCCCCUCCAAGCUCCCGGGCUUCUACGUCACCACCUACGAGGCAGCCUUUGGGAAGGGGCCCAGGGGGUCACCCCCAAAGGUGAAGAAGGGGCGCAUUUUGGGGAUUGAGCCCCCCAGUGACAGGAGCAUCCACCCCCUCCUCGGCGUCCACACCGGCUCAGGAUACGUCGUCAACAACUACUCAGAGCUCAGAUCCCUGAUCUGCCCGCACGUGGAGCGCCAGGACACCGACAUUUCCACCACUGCCAAGGACUUCAAGGUCUUCGGGCGCCCGGAGUACCAAAGGAUCCUGCCCGAGCACGUGGAUGAUCCGCAGUGUCAGUAUCCCACUGGCUUCUCCUUUUCCCACCUCCGUUUCGGGGAGGUGAGAGCCCCAAAUACAUCCGGGGAAUACGGCAUCCAGAGGUACUGCGCCACUCCUGCCAAGCCAGAUGUCCCACCGAGGGCGACGGAGCUGUCGGGCGGCACCGGGACCUCCCCGAGGAGUGACCUCACCGUGCCAGAGCAGCCCCACUUACCAGCCUGCCAUGGGCUACCCAGCCCCCUUCGCCCCCCCGGAGCUCCAGGUGGGACCCAAGGGAGUCACUCCUGUGAAGAAGCCGCUGGGGUAUGGCACUAUCCAGAACCAGUACCUGAUCAAGCACUCACAGAUGGCCCCCAUAGCACCAGGCUGGUGGGCACAGACCCCAAUCACCUGGGCCCCGAGAUCUGUGGAGGGCAUCCAGAUCCCGAGUCCCAGUGGCUUCAGCACCAACAACCGCCCCACCAACCUGUGGCGCAUUGAUGACCCCCUGACGUGACCCCCCCCCAAAAAGUGCUGCUGCAU